CCUUCCUCCUCCCUGUCACAACAUUCCUACCGUUUCAUUAUAAACAUACUCCAAAACAGUUUAAAAUUCGUAAUGAUCCACUGAAAGUACAUCCAAGAAGGUUGAAAGAAGUUAAAGUCUACAAAAAAUUGAAAUAUGGAUCGGGGAGUUUCGGUAACAGAGCAGAGGCUGGCAGAAAAGUUGACGAUUUUGAAUGAUCGUGGAAUUGGAAUGCUCACUCGAAUUUACAACAUCAAGAAAGCAUGUUCUGAUUCAAAAUCAAGGCCAGGCUUUUUGACUGACAAAGCACUGGAUCCAGCAAUCAAGGCCAUUGUUAAGAAAUUUCCCGUAACAGACACCAAGAGUGUUGCACUUCAACCAGUUCACAGCAUCCAGAAUGAGGUUAUCAAAGGACUGUCUAAUUAUUAUUAUACAUUUGUGGAUGUUAUGGAAUUCAGAGAUAACACCAGUGAGCUCCUAACAGAGAUUGAUGCUAGUUUUGUACAUUUUGACAUUACAUUAAACUAUGACUUGACAAAGGCUUAUUUGGAUGUGAUUGUUACCUAUGCCGCACUUAUGAUGCUGGUUGCCCGAGUGGAUGAUCGCAAAGCUGUAUUGGGUCUGUUUAAUCAUGCCUAUGAAAUGAAGAAUGGCAGAGGGGAAGAUUCCUUUCCACGUCUGGGGUCUAUGAUUGUUGAAUAUGAAAGUCCGUUGAAAAAAAUUGCUGAGCAAUUUGUUCCGCAUCAACAGAGAGUGUCAACUGCCCUCCACUCAGUUCAUGAGAUCUAUUUGAGGAGAAAUACUCCAGGAGAACAGUGGCGUCAAACACAGAUUGUUAGCAUCAUCAGUGCUCCAUUACAGAUGCUCAAUCCAGUCACCAGUGAUGUGCCUCCAGUAGAGUACCUUUCACUGGACAGAAUGCAGAAGUGGAUAUUGUUUGGAUACACACUUUGUCAUCAGCAACUUGCCAUGCCUGGUGUGACAGACAUCUGGAAGAUUGCAUUACAAGAUGGUUACUGUGUUACUUUGUUCCGUGAUGAAAUCAUUAUGUAUCACAAGGAGUUUCAAAAUUUACUAGAUGGGAUGAAAGGGUAUGGCAAGCGUGUCAAAGAUAUUCAAGAUGCUAUGACACAUGCAUUAACAACAAGAGGACCAAUUCACAAGGAACGUCGUAACUACCUUAGAACUGCAUUGAGAGAAAUGUCUCUAAUUCUUUCUGAUCAACCAGGCCUUUUGGGACCCAAGAUCAUUGUUGUGCUUCAAGCAUUAAGCAUGACAAGAGAUGAGAUCAUGUGGCUUGUGAGGCACACCUGUAAUCCACCACCAAAAGGGAGAAAGUUGAACCAAGAAGACUAUGUUGACAAUAAAUUACCUCAGUUGCUGCUUUAUGUGGAGGAAGUAAGAGGCAUAAUCCAGAAAUAUGUAUCAGUAUUGCAGCGGUAUUUUGUCCAGUACCUGGGUGGUUUUGAUGUAGCUGUGCUCAAAGAAGUUGUACAGAAAAUUUCAGUCUGUUCUGAUGACAUCUCCAUUAUUAUGACAUCAUUUAUUGAGGAUCUUACACUGCUGAAUGUCAAACAAGUUGAAGCAGGAGACACGUUUGAUUUUGAGAGUCUUCGAUUGGACUGGAUGCGUCUUCAGGCUUAUACCAGUGUUCGUGGAGCAGCACCAGAGUUAAAAGAUAACCGAGACUUGGCAGUGCUCAUGAACAACGUGGCAUUCCACUCCAAACUGGUUGAUACACCAGAAAGGCUUUUGAAUGAGAUCUCUGAUCUGUCCAUUUUCUGUUUUUAUCCCAGCUUUUUUGAGGAUUCAUUUUUGAAGUGUGUGGAGGAUUACAAGUAUUCACGAUUUUCUGUUGCAUUCCCAUUGAUCUGUGGCCACUUCAUGUCUUGUACAAGUGAUUUUUGCCCAGAAGAGCGCCAUCCCAUAGGGGAUCGUAGUUUGGCGGCGGUGAAUCUGUUUCUGGAAUCCAUGGCAAAGGAAGCUAGGAAUAUCUUGAGCCAACUGUGUCCUGAUCAUAUUCACCUCAAUCAGCAGCUAUGGCAGUUGCAAGCCGUUAGUUUGAUGACAGAAUUAUCUUCCGGACCGAAAAAGGACAAGAACAAGAAGAACGUGCAGAACGAGUACGCUCCACCCGGCAGCGAGAGCUUCCGAAAGAGCAGAGAAAAACUUUCAGCUUUGGAUGGGAAACUGAUUGCUUUGACCGAAAUCUGCCGAGCGAUCACGUACACAGAAGCUAUUCCAGUGUGGGAACACAUCUUUGCUCCUCGGGAAUAUCUCAACUCUCAAUUGGAGGAGUUCUUUACAAAGUCUGUGGUGACUAUGGCACAGUUUGAUUCUGAUAACCUUAGGAUUGCACGUCCCUCGGAGGUCCUAAGCAACAUUAAGGCAACAAUGGCUUCCUUGAGGGGUCUUGAGAACCACACUGGUGUAGACAUGGCUCGGUUGUUCAAUCAUGUCUUGUUACAACAAACACAGCCUGAAGACAGCCAAGGAGCUAUAACUAUCACCAACAUGUAUGCUACAUGGUACCUUGAUGUUUUCUUGCGUCGUGUGAUGACGGAUAACAUUGUGUUCUCUCCACGCCGUCGAGCUUUCGUCAACAGACCUGGUCAGUCUUUCAGAGCAGAGGAGUACACGGACGUCAAUGAAUUACAAGCUCUUGCUGAACUGCUUGGUGCGUAUGGCAUGAAAUAUCUGGGACAGAAAAUGAUGCAGCAAGUUGCGAGUCAAGUUGGAGAGAUUAAGAAACUGGUCGUUCUAAACAAAGAUGUGUUGACGAGCCUGCGGACAAGUUUUGACAAACCUGACCAGUGUAUGGAGCUCGUCAGAAGGCUUAAAAAUAUUGAAGAUUUGAUUAUCCGAGUGAUAAUUGUUGGAGUGAUUUUGACUUUCCGUUCUCUGACACAAGAAGCUUUGGAAACUGUUUUGAAAAAGAGAGUGCCAUUCUUGAUGAACUGUAUCGUGGAUUUCAAAGAACAUUUUCCCCACGGAAACAAUGAUCGCCCGCUUGUAGAGGAAAUGGCGACAUCAGCUGGCCUCCAGUGCGAGCUAGACCCAGUCCUUUGCGAAGCUCUUCGCGUCCACAGAGAAAAGAAGUCCGAUGAAGAUUCUGUGGUUUGGGCAUUGUUCUUGGUAUUCGUAGCUGUGGCGCUUCCAUCACUGGCCUACAGAGACUCUUCUGAUUAUAAUGCUGACCUGGAAGCGCAUGAAAACAACGCCCACUGUAUGUCAGCGUCCAUCAGUCGUGUGGCAGGCGCCUUGUGCUUCAACAAUGGAGAUAGUGCGGAGGAAAGACUCAGAGAAUUCUUGGCUAUCGCGUCCUCCAGUUUGUUGAAGCUUGGCAUCGAGGCAGAAAAGGAUCUGAAGGCGCGGGAAUCCACUUAUCUGCUGUUAGACCUGAUCGUCAAAGACUGUCCGUACCUUACAAUGGACGUGUUAGAAUCGUGUUUUCCUUACGCUUUGCUCAGAAACGCCUAUCACGAGGUCUACAAGAGAAAGCUCGAAGUCUGGCUCUAAGCAUGUUCAACUGUGAACUUGAAGCAUAAGAAGCAAAUGAAAUGAAGGAGAAAGUUCACUUACUCUACUUAAAUUCUCAUGAUCAUCCGAUUUAUUUUUGAGACAUCAAUAUAUUGUAUGUAGCUCUCAAGAGGAGAUGUCGAUGCUACUUAAAGCUUUGAUUCGCUGUCAAAUUAUCCCAUAUAGUUUUAUACAAAAUAUGAAAAGAAAUCCAAAGUGAACAUCGUAGCAUUUAACAGCGAAGAUUCCUUCAUUCUUAAUUAUUCAUGUUUGGUAUGGUCUCUCUGUGGUUUUAUCAUUACUAUAAAUACUCAAACGCGGUUAGCAAAUUUUUUUAAGAGUCUUCACAAAUUGCUUCUACCAAUUCUAUUGGUUCGACUGAUUCUUUGCUUUCGUUUCUUCCACUUAUUUUAUGGAAAUAGUUGAUCUUUGCACACCUACUUUCAUGAUGUGUAUUUUUCUGAGUUGUCAGGUAGAUUUUCCUUUUUCCUUCUCAAUUAUGGUGCGUUUCUUUUUUUUAAUUUCAUUUCCUUUUGUUCGUCGAAUGGUCGAAAUAAACUGUCCGUUUGUCUCUGCCGACACUUUAUCGGAGCCUUGAAACCUUAAGUUUGGAAAUGGGUAACUUUCCUAUCAAGGAAUAUUUUGUGCUCCGUGUAUCUAGUUAAUAUUAUUUUAAAUAUAGAAAUAUAUUUUUCAGCGCU
Pocillopora verrucosa is the source of this 4199-nucleotide messenger RNA. Its product is annotated as nck-associated protein 1 homolog. NCBI's taxonomy places the organism in Eukaryota, Metazoa, Cnidaria, Anthozoa, Scleractinia, Pocilloporidae. The record is from RefSeq and is a predicted model, not a curated record. Gene Ontology annotation, biological process: cortical actin cytoskeleton organization; cell morphogenesis; cell migration. Gene Ontology annotation, cellular component: SCAR complex.